This is a messenger RNA of Branchiostoma floridae (Florida lancelet), 1475 nucleotides long. RefSeq names its product zinc finger protein 525-like. Bases 11 to 784 code for a protein of 257 amino acids. Gene Ontology annotation, molecular function: RNA polymerase II cis-regulatory region sequence-specific DNA binding; DNA-binding transcription factor activity, RNA polymerase II-specific. Gene Ontology annotation, biological process: regulation of transcription by RNA polymerase II. NCBI's taxonomy places the organism in Eukaryota, Metazoa, Chordata, Leptocardii, Amphioxiformes, Branchiostomatidae. The record is from RefSeq and is a predicted model, not a curated record. The transcript has a single exon.
AUCUAGGACGAUGUCGACAACAAGCAGUGCCCAGAGUUUGGAUGACGCCAGGAGAAAGACGAAAAAGAAUUCUUCUGUGCGAUCUCUUAGAGAGGAGAAACGCUACAGGUGUGAGGAGUGCAACAAGCAGUUUCGUGAGUUGGGUGCUCUGAAGAAACAUAUGCGGACUCACACAGGGGAGAAACCGUACAGGUGUGAGGAGUGCAGCAGGCAGUUUGGUCGGCAAGAUAGUCUGAAAAGACAUGUGCGGACUCACACAGGUGACAAACCUUACAGGUGUGAGGAGUGCAGCAGGCAGUUCAGUCGGAUGAGUCAUCUUGAGGAACACAUGCGGACUCACACAGGGGAGAAACCCUACAGGUGUGAGGAGUGCAGCAGGCAGUUUAGUCGGCUGGCUACUCUUAAGAGUCACAUACGGACUCACACAGGGGAGAAACCCUACAAGUGUGAGGAGUGUAGCAGGCAGUUCAGUGAGUGGAGAGAUCUGAAGAGACACAUGCGAACUCACACAGGGGAGAAGCCCUACAAGUGUGAGGAGUGCACCAAGCAGUUCAGUCAGCUGGGGAAUCUGAAGGCUCACAUGCGGACUCACACAGGGGAGAAACCCCAACGGUGUGAGGAGUGCAGCAGGCAGUUUAGUCAGCUGAGUGAUCUGAAGAAACACAUGCGGACUCACACAGGCGAGAAACCCUACAGGUGUGAGGAGUGUACCAGGCAGUUCACUCGGCUGGAUAGUCUGAAGAAACACAUGGAAACUCACACAACAGAACGUGUACAAGUGUGAGGAGUUAAGCAAGUAUUUCAGUCAGCUUGGUCGUACGAGACACAAACUGACUUACACAGGUGACAAACAGGUGUGAGGAGUACUAAUGAAGCCAGCAGGUGGGGAAGUGAAUCAGAUCUGACAGUUUAGUCAGCAGUUGAACCUGAAAAGUUACAUGCACAGACACGUUGUCAGUAAAGCCAGUUUACUUCGUGUUUUUGAAUCGCCAGCCUUUUUUGAUCCCUUGUAAUUAUAUAAAUAGUGAAGUUCAGUUACCCAUUUUAUUCUAGAAUUAGUUUCCAAGCUGGUAGUGUUGUUGGAUGUGUAUCAUGUUCAAGUUCAUUUCCUGUUUUGUAACUUCUAUGAUGGAAUAUUGUAGAUCUUUUUUCAUUGUUUCGUAACAAACUAGAAGUCAACUACAACUAGCGCGUUUUUGCAUCUUUAUUGACAUAUUUAUAUACUUAGCAAGGAAAAAAGUAGGGUUUUGUUUCUAACAUAUUGUUGAAUGAGCAUCGUGUUUGAAUUUAAUUCCUAUAAGUUGACUUUUACGAUGGUAAAUUCAUGUUUCUUUGUUUUGAUUAUUUUGUAGCAAACUUACUAAUAGAACUUAACAUUGUUUUUGUACCUUAUUGACAUAUUUACCGUUGCAAGUUAAUGUCUUAAAGGUAAAGAGUACCUCCUUUACGAUUGAACUUGCAAGCUGAGAUGAUAA